AUGGAAGCAGCUCAACUGGAUACGCAAAGGAAGAAGGGAGAAGCCAUCUUGAAGACCAGCUCGACCGUCUACUCGACCAACCGGUCGAGUUCCUCAACUCGACCGGCCAAGCUUCAACUCGAUCGAGCUGAGAAGUCAAAUCCUAGUACGGCAGUGUCAUUGGUAGCAGCGCUACGAGUUGAGAAGCAACUGGAGAGUGCAGAGGCCUAUCUAGUUGCGAUCAGUGUGGUGGAAGAGGAAGAGGAUAAGGAAUUAGAAGUGGGAGAUAUUCCGGUGGUGUGUGAGUAUGGGGAUGUAUUCACGGCGUUAACUGAAUUGCCCCCACCACGGAAGAAUCCAUUCACUAUUAACUUGGAGUCAGGGACGGCACCAAUAGCUAGGGCACCAUAUCCUUUUCAGGUUUUCCUAGUUAGAUAUGGAGAAGGAGCCACAAGCCUCUUCCCCUAUAAAGGCGAUGCCAAUUCGCCACAUACCACCUCAAAGCACCUCUUGAGCGAACAAGAGAUGUUAAGCCCUCAAGCACCACCACCUUCAUGGGAUAGUCCUCCAAGACCAUCCACUUUGAAGACAAAGAAGAAACUUCUUCCUUACCUUGAAGCAGCCGACCUGGAGACGUCUAGCCAAGCCGCAUCACACCAAGAAGAGUACCUUCUAGCCACACCAGAAGAGGAGAUUAACCCUGAGCUGAUCGAGUUCGUGAAGAGAGAUCAAUUCCAUGAUCUGUUUUCAGAGUAUGCGCUGGAGCACAUAGAUCACUUUGACAAUCUUUGUGAUUCCUAUGGAGUUUUUGACUUUGAGAAGAAGAUGAUGCUAUUCAGCACAUCACUAGCUGGACCAGCACUAGAUUGGGCGCAGCAUGAACCACCUCUACAAUCGAGUCAUGGAUCGAUUUUAGAGAAGCUUUCUUGGAAGAGAUUUGCAAGGAAACCACCUUUCAAAUCCAAGUACCACUACUCUCAUCAGCUGGAGAGAGAGCGUGAUGAAGAAGAAUGGGGAGGCAUACCACCUCAUCCUGAACUUUGCCAUGACUAUGGACUUGGAGACAACCCCAAGAAGAUACAACUUUUCCAACUAUCUCUAGCUGGACAAGCCAAAGACUGGGCUAAGUUCAAUGCCCAACAUGCUUUCAAGACUUGGAAUGGAUACAAAGGAGCUUUCCUCACAGAUUUGCUAAAGGUCCUGUUUAUGUCCCACCACCACGCCCAAGCUAUUCACAACACCAUCCAUCAUCACCAGACAUAA
Molecule: messenger RNA, 1242 nt
Organism: Microthlaspi erraticum
Lineage: Eukaryota; Viridiplantae; Streptophyta; Magnoliopsida; Brassicales; Brassicaceae
Source: the annotation of a GenBank genome assembly